This is a messenger RNA of Lingula anatina, 867 nucleotides long. RefSeq lists its product as uncharacterized. NCBI's taxonomy places the organism in Eukaryota, Metazoa, Brachiopoda, Lingulata, Lingulida, Lingulidae. Gene Ontology annotation, molecular function: protein binding. The record is from RefSeq and is a predicted model, not a curated record.
AUUCGAACAUAACCUUGUAAACAGUCUUCUUCGUGGCCAACUUCUGAUCUGCAGCUCCAUUCUCCACACCUCACAGUGUGUGUUACGAUAUGCUCAACGGCACCAUGAAGAGGACUAGAAAAAGAUAAAAAUUCUUAUUUUUUAUCAUUCCUUGACAUUUUCAUUUUGAAAACAGCUGUAUACGCCAAAGAAGGCAACUGUCAUCAAACCCACGCGGGUACAUGUAUCAGGAGCAUGACAUUGUGUAAGUUACUAUCUCUGCGGAAAUACCACAGAUGUGCAGACCAAAAAUCUUCACUGGAUUAGCGCCCACCCUCUUCUCCAAUAAUAUUUAAAAGCAGCGGCGGCCUUGCUGUCGGCACUGCUCACAAACAUCACUGUGACAAUGUUCAAACUUGUUGUGGCUUGCGCUCUUUUGGCUGUGGCAUUGGCCCAGUUCCACCCACGUCCUUUUGGACCUCGUCCAACUGGUGACGGGCCACACCCACCCCACCCACCACACCCACAUCCCACUGGAGACGGGCCAGACCCCUCUGUCAUGCCUCAUGGACACGAGGGACACACCCACCCCCCACUGGACUGCGAGAGGAUCCUCGCCGAGGACUGCAGCAAAAUGCAACACAACAGACCAGUGUGCGGGUCUGACGACGUCACUUACGACGGCAUGUGCUCUUUCGGACAAGCAAAGUGCAAGAAUGAGGAUCUGACCGUGCAGUGGUUCGCUUCCUGCGAGGGUGGAAUGCCAACCAGAGGACCCGAUGGUCCCUUUGGUCCCCAUGGUCAUCAUGGUCAGCCAUUCGGAUACUAACCUGGUUCAUAUUUUACUCGCAGCACGACAAGUUGUAUAGAAAGUACAAUAAAUAUCAA